Closterium sp. NIES-65 is the source of this 2211-nucleotide messenger RNA. Lineage: Eukaryota; Viridiplantae; Streptophyta; Zygnematophyceae; Desmidiales; Closteriaceae. The record is from the annotation of a GenBank genome assembly.
AUGUCUGGCGACGACCAGACGACUGCUUCUAGUCGCCGCAGCACCGCAACACCAGCAGCGCAGCAGAGAACCAGAGACGCCGGUACGGACGCAGCAGCAGCAUCGGCAGUCGAAGCAACAUCCACCACCGACGAGGCCGUUUUGGGCUCAGCAGCCGUCCUAACAUGUGAAUGUUCGCAUGCGCGCGUCUCGCCACACAAGCCCCCUCCGCUGGACCCCCAUGGGCUGGCGGAAUUUCCAAGCGACUCCCCCCUGCCCUUCGCCCCGCACCUGCGCCUCCUCUGGCGCGCGCUGCAGCAGCAGCCGGGCUUUAAGCCCCUGCCGCUGUCCCCUCACCUGGCUUUCAGGGAGGGCGCGGGGAGGGGCGCGGGCAGGCGGGGAGGGCGGAGUGGGGACGGGAGGGGGGGUGGGGAAGGAGGUAGCGGUGGAGGGAGAGGGGAGGGGGAGCGGGGAAGGGGGGGUGGUGAGCAGGGGGAGGGGGGUGCGCGGGGAGGGGAGGAGGAGAGGCCAGGUGUGAGGAACUGGUUGGUGGAGACGGCAGUGCUGCGGCGGGUGCGGGUGUCGUAUGUGGACUGUGGGGCCAAGGUGCAGGCGCUCACUGCUCUCUGCUACCCUCGCUUCAGGCGCUCACUGCUCUCUGCUACCCUCGCUUCAGGUGUGUGCUGCUGCCAACUCCAGGUGUGUAACGUGUCCCACCCAUCACCCUCACGGCGGGUGCGGGUGUCGUAUGUGGACUGUGGGGCCAAGGUGCAGGCGCUCACUGCUCUCUGCUACCCUCGCUUCAGGCUUGUGCUGCCUGCUUCAGGUGUGUGUGUCCCACUGCUCUCCCUCACACCCUCUCUCCCACACACUCCCUUGGCCCUCCUCUCACUUCCACCUCCUCAGUUGCCGCCUCGCCCUGCUUGCAGUGGUGCUUCUCCUCUCUGCUUCGUCUCCUUCCCUCAUGCCCUCCACAUGCUGUCUGCUCUUUCGGCCUCCCCCCUCCCUGUUGUGCCUCUACUCCUUUCGCCUGCUGUCACUCUCUCGGUUCCUCGCUGUAUUGCCUGCGCUUCCUCUCUCCCCUUCCCCCGCCUCCUCCACGUCUCUCCCAGGUGCGACCUGCCAUUGCUGGCAGUUGAGCUGCCAUUGCUGGCAGUUGAGCUGCCAUUGCUGGCAGUUGAGCUGCCAUUGCUGGCAGUUGAGCUGCCAUUGCUGGCAGUUGAGCUGCCAUUGCUGGCAGUUGAGCUGCCAUUGCUGGCAGUUGAGCUGCCAUUGCUGGCAGUUGAGCUGCCAUUGCUGGCAGUUGAGCUGCCAUUGCUGGCAGUUGAGCUGCCAUUGCUGGCAGUUGAGCUGCCAUUGCUGGCAGUUGAGCUGCCAUUGCUGGCAGUUGAGCUGCCAUCCCUCAUGUCCCUCACAUGUUGCCUAGUUUUGAGGCGCCUCAAAACUAGUUUUCCCUCCACCCCCUGCCCUCCCGCCUCCCCCAGGUGCGACCUGCCUCUACUGGCAGUGGAGCUGCUGUGUUUCAACUCCUCCCGCCUGCUCGCCUUCGUUGACCUGCACCCCACGUCGCCCCACCAACUGCACCGCCUCACCCAGGGAAACCUCCUCCCGCCCACAGUAACUACCCGUCUGAACACUGUUCGCCCGCAGCACGCCCAUCUGCUCACGCCCAUGACGGCGCGCUUCUUCGCAUCUGACUCACACUUCUUCUCCCCACACCUGCUGCUCUACCGCUCUCAGGACGGCUGGGCCGAUGCCAACCUGCAGCCGCCCACAGGUAGUGUGUGGCAGCUCCUCACUGAGUACAUCACAGCCUACCACGACGCCUGCAUGGCAUGCCAUGGGGGGGCAGCACCACCCACACAGGCGGAGUGCCGUGCAGCAGAGGAGGGACAGAGGGCGUUUGAUGAGUACUUUGAGCGCCACGACCCCGCCGUGAACAUGCUGGGGCAGCUGUUUGGGGAGCAGGUGAGUCUUGUUGGUGAGGUGAGGCUGUUUGGGGAGCAGGUGAGUCUUGUUGGUGAGGUGAGGCUGUUCGGGGAGCAGGUGAGUCUUGUUGGUGAGGUGAGGCUGUUCGGGGAGCAGGUGAGGCUCUUGUGCUGUCGCUGCUGGGGUAUGUCUGGGGAGGAGGUGAGGGCGUUCGAUGAGUACUUUGAGCAGCACGACCCCGCCGUGAACAUGCUGGGACAGCUGUUUGGGGAGCAGGUGGGGCUUAUUGUGUGCUCCUGCUAG